UGGACUGAUCAUGUCAACAUCAUACUUUCAAAAUCUAAGCUAGCAGUCAUCUUCAUGAAUCACAUCGACAAUCUACUGGCAAAUCCUUUUUAACAUUGGUCAUAUGAAAAUAAAUAAUGAAAAGAAAUCAAAGAUAAAAUGUAUCGGUGCUCAUCAGCCAUUGGACAAAAACAUUACAUAACAAGUUCGAAAUCGCAAAUUCAGUCUACUUUCCUCCAGACACUGGGAGAUGAAUUCUCCUUUCAGCAGAACAUGAACCUAAAACACAAGGCCAAAUCUACACUGUAGUUUCUUACCGAGAAGACAGUGAAUGUUCCUGAGAGGCCGGGUUAAGCUUUUGACUUAAAUCUACUUGAAAGUCUACAGCAAGACCUGAAAAUGGUUGUUUAUCAAUGAUCAGCCACCAAUUUGACAGAGCUUGAGGAAUUUUGAAAAUAAUAAUGGGCGAAUGUUGCACAAUCCAGGAAUGGAUAUCUCUUAUAGACUUACCCAGAAAGACUCACAGAUGUCAUCGCUGCCAAAGGUUCUUCUAGAUAGUAUUGACUCAGGGGUGUGAAUACUUAUGUAAAUAAGAUAUUUCUGUAUUUCAUUGCCAAUACAUUUUCUAACCUGCUAGAUUUGGAAUAUUCAGAUCAUCAUCAGUUGAGAACCUGAUGAACAUCACAUCUACCUAAGCAGCACAUCACUGAUCAUUUAGAUUUGUGGGCUGACAUGAUGUUUGUCAUUAUACAUUAGAACUUUAUACAGUCCAUCACUGAAAUCAAUCAUGGCAUUCAAAGGGCACUCGAUCCAACAAAUGACAGUCAGCCAUCUCAGUUGUCCGUCUCAUGGAGGGGGCCCCAUUUCAGUUAGGGAGAUUACUGUAACACACCAAGUACCAGUGCAGAGGCGGUGACAUUUGAGAGGGAGGGUGAAGGUUGUUCCCGGCCCUGGAGCAAAAGGGAGCGAAAGGACGGGAGGGGCCAGGCGCAGAUUGAAUUUCAACAGGACAGCAUUCCCCCAAAAAAUUAAGACAGACAACAUAAGAGAGGGAAGAGGGAAGGACAGAAUUGUGAGUAUUGAACAGCAAACAGGUAGAAACGAUAAUUCGUGAACAGGUCAGGGAGGUGAGAGACGGGAGUGGACGAGUACUGGAGGAGUGUCCAUCAAGGAGUGUCUCAGGGUUGGGGACAUCCGUAGAAGACCACGUGUUGGACGGACAGACGGACAUGGUGACAGACCGAAAGAUUCAUGGGAGAAAAACAAUGUGACUUUACAUCACGCAGUUAGUCUCCGUUAGCGGCUGCCAGUCACUCAGUGAGUGACUCGCUACAUCUGGCUAUCAAUUGCUCGUUAGUCAUUAUACCUCACGUUUAUAGUGCAUAUUGUCGUUACUGUUCUGUCUCAAACAAUUAUUUUAUGGAUGAAAGGUGUUGCAUAACCCUUACCAAUGAAAUGUGUGAAAUAAAUGAAGAGUAUACUCUACAAACAUGUUUGGAUUAUGUGUGCAUAGCGUAACUUAGACAUAAUUACACAUCGUUUGAAGAUGAUUUUGUACAGUACAGGCCUUUGUACAAUUACAUGUCUCACAGAGAACUCAACAGUAACAAAGACGUUCGACAUGACUGCUUCCUCUUGCAUAUUUACAGCUUAAAUCCUGCAACUAAUAAUGACUAUAUCAUAUGUGUAGUGAUAAUGCCUCUAUUCCCACACUGAUCCAAUUCCCACUCUGGUUUCAGACCCACAUCCGCUUUAAGUACAAACUGUCCUUACUACAUACAAAGGAGAAAGGGCCCGGAUUGUGGACUACGCCAAUAAAGGCAGGGAUGGAAAACAACGACCCAGAAGGAGGUGGAGAAGGAGGAAGGAGAGACAUAGAAGGAGAGAAAGACAAACGGCUGAAGAACCAACUCAACAGCGAGGAGAAGGGCGAGAAAGAGAACCAAGUGGGCGGUGAGAAGGAGAGGAAGCGGGUGAGCCGGCGGUCCGGAUCACUGUGGAGGAGCGGCUGGGCGCCGAGCGAACGUCUUGCGAUCAACGUCUCAGGGAUGCGCUACGAGACCCAGCUCCGCACCUUGGCCCAGUUCCCAGACUCCAUGCUGGGCGACCCCAGGCGGCGGCUUCGCUACUUCGACCCAUUGCGCAAGGAGCUCUUCUUGGACCGCAACCGGGCCUGUUUUGACGCCAUCCUCUACUUCUACCAGUCGGGCGGGCGGCUCCGGCGGCCCGCCAACGUGCCCCUGGACAUUUUCAUAGACGAGCUGUAUUUCUAUGAGCUGGGCGAUGAGAUCAUGGCACGCUUCAAGGAGGAUGAGGGUUUCCCCAAGGAGGAAGCCCCAUCGCUGCCCGUCAACGAGGUCCAGCGGAGUCUGUGGAUGCUUUUCGAGCACCCGGAGUCGUCAUCGGGCGCGCGCAUCAUCGCCAUCAUCAGCGUCAUGGUGAUCGUGGUGUCCAUCCUCAUCUUCUGCCUGGAGACGCUGCCUGACUUCAGGAGCGAGAAGGAGCUUCGUGAGGAGUACUUCUACAAGUACCACGCCCAGCACAAGAACAUCUCCAUGCACAUGCUUCCCCCAGCCAGUGUCUUCCAGGAUCCCUUCUUCCUGGUGGAGACCAUAUGUAUCUGCUGGUUCUCUUUUGAGCUGUUCAUGCGUUUCAUCUGCUCGCCCAGCAAGAUGCACUUUUUCAAGGACGUGAUGAACGUCAUCGACUUCACCGCCAUCCUGCCCUUCUUCGUGACACUGAUCACCGAGCUCUCCAAGGACACGGAGAACGCACCGGGAAUGUCACUGGCCAUCAUCCGUGUAAUCCGGUUAGUCAGAGUGUUCAGGAUCUUCAAGCUGUCCCGCCACUCCAAGGGCCUGCAGAUCCUGGGCCAGACGCUGAGGGCCAGCAUGCGUGAGCUAGGCCUACUCAUCUUUUUCCUCUUCAUUGGCGUCAUCAUCUUCGCCAGCGCCGUCUUCUUCGCCGAGGCCGACCACAAGGACACCGCGUUUGUCAGCAUCCCCUGCGCCUUCUGGUGGGCCGUGGUUACCAUGACCACCGUGGGUUACGGUGACAUGUACCCAGAGACGGUGUGGGGCAAGCUGGUUGGCUCCAUGUGCGCCAUCGCCGGCGUGCUUACCAUCUCGCUGCCCGUGCCCGUCAUCGUGUCCAACUUCAGCUACUUCUACCACCGCGAGACGGAGUGCGAGGACCAAACCCAGUACACACACAUCAGGACCUCGCUGUGGGAGGACGAGGAGCACGAGGAGGGGGAGGAAGGGGAAGAAGAAGGGAACGGAGAAGGAGAUUACAAUGCCAUAGAGGGCAUCUGCAACCCUCUGAAUAGGACUCUGUUGGGGGGGCUGUGCACUGGGCAGAGCAGGGAGUCGAGUGGGGCGAAGAUGUACCUCAGGGCACCCCUGGUAACUCAGGUGUGACAACAGGAUGACCCUCAGUUGUGAUCCUGUCACAAAAAGAGAGAGAAACAAAAGAGUGAAAAAAUAGGGAUUGAAAAACAGGGAUUACAAAUGUUUAAGACAGCUGAAUGGCAAACUGUCACUGGCCUAAAGUGUGAAAGCAGCAAUACGUGUAGCAGAAAGACAUACAUGCCUGUUUAACACUACACUCACCAGGGGAGGCAUUAAACGAUUGACUGGUGUAGGAACAUAGAACUACACUACCGUAAAUUGCUUGCCAGAAAAAUAAAGGAGAUUGAGUGACAUGCUUAUCGCUUUCCAUGGUCAUGCUAUUUAUUAUUUAAACUAUGAGUUGUAAAACUAUUCAUUGUAGUAUGAGCUUGUGUGUUCUUUUAAAGAGUUGAAUCUUCCUUGUCGUUUUAGUGCCGUCAAUAUAAAACCAUGGUGUCUUCUCCUCUUUAAUCUGAUCGAGAUUAUACAGUUUGUAAAAUGUAUUUUUAUUUACUUAUUUAUUGAGAUGUACUAUGAAAGAGCGCUUUCAGAAUGAAUAAGCAAAUGUUGGUCAACACAGACAAGGAGCAACUAUGAGAUAGACAUAGUGCACAAUGUUACUCAGUCACAGCUUCGCCAUCCCAAUGACGCAUGUGCUAAUGCUUAUAGAUAACAAGGUUUUACGUGCCACUUUAACAUUCUCAAUCGGACUACAGCUACAGCAUGCUUAUGAUGAUUGUGUGACUUCUUCUCAAGUUUAUACUGCAGAGCCAAUAUUUCCUGAUGGCUGGAGCUACAUACAUGUAGCAACAUUCUGGUUCCUAUUACUGUAUCAUCUGAUCUCUGAUCAGAUCACCGAACGUAUUGUUACCAAUUUAGAGGGAAGGAGUGUGGAGGUCGUUUAUUCUCAGGGUAACUUGGUGCGAAAGGCCUAUAUUUGUGUAUGUGUUGUUUUUAAUAAAGGUUAUAUUUUGUAAAUUUUC
Messenger RNA from Oncorhynchus keta (chum salmon), 4351 nucleotides. RefSeq names its product potassium voltage-gated channel subfamily A member 7-like. The record is from RefSeq and is a predicted model, not a curated record. Gene Ontology annotation, molecular function: delayed rectifier potassium channel activity; protein binding. Bases 1662 to 3398 code for a protein of 578 amino acids. The transcript is spliced from 2 exons. NCBI's taxonomy places the organism in Eukaryota, Metazoa, Chordata, Actinopteri, Salmoniformes, Salmonidae. Gene Ontology annotation, biological process: protein homooligomerization; potassium ion transmembrane transport. Gene Ontology annotation, cellular component: voltage-gated potassium channel complex; membrane.